AUGACGUUACUUCAUCACAGCCGUACAAGCUUAGCCUGUCUAUUAUUCCUUGCAGUGCUCAUCGCCGUUCAAAUCCAAACAGGAGUGGCCGAAUACAGUGAAGCCGUCCAGUUCGACAGCAAAGAAUUAAUAUUCUUUGCGGGUCCUCAUCAAGCCGACAACAGUGGAGUCUCCGACUUCUUUCAUCAUUGGAUUGCCAGUGGAUGGAGAAAGGGACAUCCUAAUUUGUUGGCUUUGAGAUACUGGAGAUGGCCCACCCCAGAAGACGAUUACUAUGGCGCCGAAGUCUUUGGAGAACUCAUGAAGCAACACAACAAUGCGACUCUCAACAAGGACAUCAUCGUGUCGAUUCAAAACUUUUGGGCCGAAGCGGAAAAUGGUGUGGUGAUUGGUUCCGAACUCUUUGAUCAAGUGGGACACAAUGCUCGUUACGACGCCUUGACGCCCAUGAACAAAAUUGUAUCCACGCUGCAACAGGACGAUGAGAAUGUCACGGUCAUUCUCAAUUAUAGAACCCCCAGGAUUGAACAAUGGAUGUCCAUUUGGAACGCCAACGAUCCCAAUUCGACGUAUACGGAAUUCAUGUGCAAAUCCUAUCACAAUCCCGAGGAUCCCGAUUUGAAAAAGGUGCGCAUCAGCCAACUGAGUGCCUCGAUGAACGGUCUCAAUGCGGCCUACGAGUUUUUGAGACGGGGAUGGAAUGUCAAGCUCAUUGAUUUGGAGGGAGUCCAUCAAACCGAUCGGGAUGUCACCCACGUCAUUGGAUGUGACAUCCUCAAGGGAGAAUGUGAGGAUGGAUACAUUGCAAGGCAUGACAAAUUUCGUACUCCGGACGAAGAAGUGCCAGACAUUGGCAACGACGUCGGCGAGGACGAAGCCCGCAAGGUGGAAGAACUCUUUCGAUUCCGGGAUUGUGGAUACGAAGAACUCAUGAAGCCAUUUUUGGAGAGCGGACAAAUGGAAGUCAUGUACAAAUAUUCCAUUUGGGCGGACUGCGAACCGGGACGGUCGGAAAUUUACAAGAAUCUGGCCAAUGCCGAUGAAACGGUCUACACGGCUCUCUUGAGUCAAGUGGAUUGCAAUUCCGUGGGAAUUGAGGUUCACGAUGGUAUCAUUACCAUGGACGAAGCUUUGACCAUGACUGGAAAUAUCAACCAUAAUGAGAGAAAGGGAGGAAUGCUAGAAGGGCUAUUCAACAACAUUGUGGUGCCAUUGGUAUUCAUGGGGGCCAUUGCCUAUGCGGCCUUUUACCUCUACAAGAAGCGUCAAAAUAGAGCGCUCAACAGCAGAGCCGUUGCUGGGAGGAGAUCGGAUCUACAAGCAGCGGCCGGUAGUAUCCAACAGACUGCCAUGUCUCGUCAGAUGACAUAG
This is a messenger RNA of Cylindrotheca closterium, 1371 nucleotides long. The record is from the annotation of a GenBank genome assembly. Lineage: Eukaryota; Bacillariophyta; Bacillariophyceae; Bacillariales; Bacillariaceae.